Messenger RNA from Bursaphelenchus okinawaensis, 653 nucleotides. NCBI's taxonomy places the organism in Eukaryota, Metazoa, Nematoda, Chromadorea, Rhabditida, Aphelenchoididae. The record is from the annotation of a GenBank genome assembly.
AUGGGAGGCUUAAAGCUAAAAGUAAGGUAAGCAGGGUAAUGUAGAAUUAAAAAAAGCUACAGUUCAGAAUAUCAGGUAGAAUAAUAUUAUGUUAUGAAAGUACAAAUAAGUUAAAACAAAUGUAAGGCAUACCUACAGAAAAAUAAAAGUUUUAUAAAAAUGUAGGGCUCUGGCAGUGAUUUUAUAAAGUAAGGUUAACAAGACUAUGACUGAUGCAAGGCUAGGGUUCAGUUUAAGGCGAAGGUUGCUUAGGCUAGGACUAACACUAAAGCUAAUGCUAAGUUUAGGGGUAUUGCUAAUGUAAGGCGGAAGCCUAGGUUUAAGCUCAGGCUUACAUUAAGGCUUUGGCAAAAGCUGAAGCUAAGGCUAAAGUUAGGGCUAGGACUAAGGCUAAAGCUUUGGCUAAAGCUAAUGAUGGAAUCAAAUCUCAAUCUCAGGCUAAUGUUAAUGUUGAAGCGAAGGCUCAAGCUAAGUCUAAAGCUAAAGCUCAGACUCAAGCUAUGGCUAAUGCUAAGACUAAGGCUCAGGUCAGAAGCAAAGCUAGGGCUCAACCCCAGGCCAAGACUAAGCCUAGAGAUAAGAAUAAAGCCAAAAUGUUUAACAUUCUUGACUUCCUCGACUUUAUUUAUCUCCACAUGAUACUUAAUUUAUGA